Molecule: messenger RNA, 495 nt
Organism: Dujonia railenensis
Lineage: Eukaryota; Fungi; Ascomycota; Pichiomycetes; Serinales; Debaryomycetaceae
Source: the annotation of a GenBank genome assembly
AUGUCAGGCUGGGCCUCAAAACUUGCCAAUACUCCGCCAUCGAAUACGAAAAAGAAACAGCAACCUCAACAAUUCCAAUCGCUGGUGAAAAAGAACAAAGAUGAAGGCAGCGCCAGUGGAUCUCAUGGCAAUGUCAAUGCUAUAAAUCAGUCUAAUUUCAACUCCACUGAAAUAAUCGAAUAUCUUCAUCGCAACUUCCAAAAAAAUCUUGCCAAUUCAAACACCCUGAACGAUACACUAGUCUACAAAUCUUUAGAAAGCAAUUCGCAGUGGAAAACGAAGUCGGUAGUUAACAAGAAGGCCAGCAAUACAAAGUAUAACCCCAAAGCAGUUAUAAGACAAGAGCAUAAGCUGAAUAGCUUGGAUUUAUUGUUUGAGCUUAACAGGUCUGUGUAUCAGCAGCAGCAACAGCAGCAACAACAGACACUGCAACAGCAACCGCACCUGCAGCAAGCACAACCGCAAGCACAGGGUCAAAGAUACAAAGGAAACUAA